This is a messenger RNA of Lepisosteus oculatus (spotted gar), 9429 nucleotides long. RefSeq names its product matrix-remodelling associated 5a (gene mxra5a). Gene Ontology annotation, molecular function: protein binding. The record is from RefSeq and is a predicted model, not a curated record. Lineage: Eukaryota; Metazoa; Chordata; Actinopteri; Semionotiformes; Lepisosteidae.
AACAGACGUGUCCCCAAACGCUGGAGUGUACAUUCCCUUCCUCAAAGUCAACACCUCAGCUGUACUUCUGACCAGCUAGAAAACUUCUUGCGGCACUGAACGUGGAGUGGGAUUUUUUUUUUAAUAAUUAUUUUCCGGAAGAAUUGUCGUUAUUAGUAUUCUACUGGAAGUUACACUGUUUGGUUUCAAUAUAUAACAAAACGCUAAAACAGUUUUAAUGCUUUUGCUUAAUGCGAUUCUCUGUAUUUGCAAAAAGUAACACGCAAAGCACAUAGUAUUCUGAUGAUCUGGAGAGCGCAUUAUUUUUAUUCAAUAGAAAACGGGUGGUAUCCUCGGACAUUGGUGCGGUCUUGAUGAUUGGAUGUCUCUGAACGUUUCGUCUGCACACAGUGGUUUCGGAAAGGGAAUACUGGAUUGAAAUGGACAUUUAAGCAAUAGGAAAAAUGAUAAACUUUCAUAUUGUCUUUCUCCGGCUUCUCGAUUUCAAGUGAAAAGGACUCCUGGAAGAAAGACGUGUCCUCAACAUUCUGUUGACGAUGGGAUGUCCUGGCACUCUGUCCUUGGUGCUGAUCACAGUGAUGGCACUAGCACACACAGGUGUCUCCUGUCCGCACCCCUGUGCUUGCUACCUGUCCACAGAGGUGCACUGCACUUUCCGGUCUUUAUUAUCUGUGCCUGCUGGACUUCCUAAGCAUGUGGAACGAAUCAAUUUAGGGUUUAACACCAUUAAUAAACUCACAGAAAAGUCUCUGGCUGGAUUAAGGAAACUGGAACUUCUUAUGAUGCAUGGGAAUGACAUCCAAUCUAUCCCCAAUGGAGUCUUCAGAGACUUAAUAUCACUGCAGGUGCUGAAAAUGAGUUACAACAAAGUAAAUGUGAUUCCGGGACAGGCCUUUCAGGGCCUGUCCAGUUUGCUCCGACUGCACUUAGACCACAACAGGAUUGGGUUCAUUCACCCGGAUGCUUUCAAUGGGCUGACGGCACUGCGCCUGCUCCAUCUUGAGGGGAACCUCCUUCAGCAGCUCCACCCCAGCACCUUCGUGACUUUCUCAUUCUUGCAGCAUUUCAAAAUCUCCACACUGAAGCACCUGUAUUUGUCUGAAAACAGCCUCACUUCGCUGUCCAGACGGAUGUUUAAAACAAUGCCCCAGCUGGAAAGCCUGUAUUUACAUGGAAACCCGUGGACAUGUGACUGCAAAUUAAAAUGGCUUCUGGACUGGAAUAAGCAGUCUGAAGGUGUCAUAAAAUGUAAAAAAGAUAAAGCAUAUGACAGAGAACAGCUGUGUCCUGUGUGUUCUACACCAAAAAAUGUAAAUAAAAAGGACAUAUUACAACUGGAUAAUGUUUUCUGCACCAGCCCAGUAAUUAGUUCACCAUUAAAGGACCAUAUUGACAUGAGGAGGGAUGACAGUGAGUUUGAAGGUCUUCCUAUAGAACAACACCAAGAGCCCUUUGGAAAUAUAACACUGAAUAUGACAGAUGAGCAUGGAAACAAAGUAGAUUUGAAAUGUCACAUUGCUGAGCCACAAGAGUCAACAAAAAUUAAUUGGAAUCAUAUCAAUUCUCAGCAGAUUGCUAUCAAUAUGACCCUGUCACUGGAUGUUGAAUGCCCAAUGGAUCGUGCACAAUAUGAAAAAUUAUGGAAGCUAAUUGCUUAUUACAGUGAAGUCCCUGUUCAUCUGCAGAAAGAGAUAAUGCUGAGCAAAGAACCCAAUUUAAGUUACAGGUAUAGGCAAGAUAUUCAAAAAGAUGCCUAUUAUUUCACAGGUGUGAAAGCUAGCAUAUUAUCACAGCCAUCGUGGCUAAUGCAAACAUUUGUCAACAUACAGCUAAACAGACUGCAGUCAACUGCAAAGAAUGUAAAGCUAAUUUUCACCACUCAGUUUUCACAAACUCUAGACACAGAGAUUAUAAGAAGACAAAAAAGUAGGUGGGUCAUGAUUGAGUCUAAAAAUGACAGCAGAACUGUGAUGAGUGUUGUCAAAGGGAACUUGUGCCAACUGGAUUGUAAAGUCCUGAGUUCUGGAGAUCCACUGAUACAGUGGAUGCUACCAGACGGAUCUAAAGUAGCAGCACCAUUUAACAGUGGAGACAGCAGGAUUGCUGUCACUAGCAGUGGAAGGUUGAUUAUCAAAGCAGUAGAUCACUCUGAUUCAGGGGUUUACCAUUGUAUUGCACAAGUGAAGGGUGACAUUGAUAUGAUGGCCUAUCGCAUUUCUGUAGAAGAAGUACCAGGCCCAAUUCUAGGAAAAGAAGAGGGCUCUGUAACUAAAUCAGUAGGUGAGCCCAUCAUCUUGCCUUGUGCUGCCUCCGCUAUACCAGAAGCUGAAAUCAACUGGAUUCUUCCCAGCAGCAGUAUAUUGAAUAUCAGAUCAAAUUCCAGCCGGGCAUACGUGUUGGAGAAUGGAACGUUAUUCAUACCGCAGACCCAGUUAACAGAUAAUGGACACUACAAGUGUGUAGCUAUAAACAAACAUGGUGUUGAUUCAUUUGCUACCAAUGUAAUUCUUACAAGAAUGAAAAUGUCACAGCCAUUUAGAAAGUUCCCAUUAAGGCCACAACCUGCAGCUGGUGGUCCCACCAAAAUUAAAGCCUUAUUAAGAGAUGAUGAAGAGUCUUCUGGUGAUACCAAUUUUCAAGAGCUCCCUAAAAAAGAAUCUAGCAGUAUAAAUUCACAUGGUACAAGAAGAGGCCACAAAAACAACAUACGUGGGCAACCGCUCAUAAAUUAUAAAAGAAAGUUAAAAACUAAGAAUAGAUUAGGACAGUCAAAAGGUUCCGAGGCAGAAAAAGGUCAACUUUCAUUUGAAACACGGAGAAGAGUUACCAUGUCAAAUAAGAAAAUUGAUCCACAACAGUGGGCAGACAUUCUGGCAAAGGUUCGUGAAAAAACGGUUCUAAAAACCACACCAUCACCCUCAGUACACAGCACUGUAACAACAAGAAAAACAGCAUCUGGAAAUAUGCGGUUUGAAUCUUCAGACAACACUGAAGGAUCUUCUAUCGAUGACACACAUCUUCAAGAGGAAGGCUUGUUUUUGAUCACUACACCCAAAAGUCAUGUAAAACAUCCUCAAGAAACUGUGGUGACAGAGCCCACUGUUACAAAGGACCACACCAAUCGCAUCUACCAAAUCCCUGCAUCCACCACUAACACUGACUUGUUAAAUGUUGUGACACCAAAUACUCAUAUUUUAAAGACAACAUCUGGUCCUGAGGAAACAAAGUAUGUUAUAACUGAUUUUAAAGACCACAGUGAGAAUGAUCUAAAUAUUUUAAGGACAAACACAUUAUAUAAUAUAGAUUUACAAGAAAGUCAGAAUGACUCUUUGGAAAACAAAUCUGCUUACACCGCUUCAAAUUUCCCAUUAAGCUCUGCAAGUAUGGACUAUUCUGAAACAAAUAAUAAAACCAAUCCUCCCAUAAGCUCAAAACUAAGUGAAGAGGCAAUUCAAAACACAGCAAAUUCACCCAGUGUUGGACCAACAGUGCCGACUGUAAAAGUCAGAGAUAGUACUGUAAAAGUUCAUGAACAAUCCAAACUUAAAACAAACUCAGUUGAUGGAAGCAAACAUGAAGAUAUUAAUGAACAACAGCGUGUCAGCUUACAUCAUACUACAUUUACCACAGUCGCUGCAAUGGCCUCACCAACUAUCAGUUAUACAAUAGCCUCCAGUACUGCUACUGUGAAAACUCACACGACUCCUACUUACCCACGGUCUAGACACCCAGUAUAUACACGGAGGAGGUUUGGUGGCAGAAGAAGACCCAACAAAAUAAGAACCAGGCCCAACAAUAUUGGACCACCUCUACGUGUUCCCUCAGCAAAGACACGGCUCAGUUUAUUCCCUACAACUGAAAGAUCCCUUUCACCAGCUCUUGGUCUCACCACUGUAACUCCCAAACUACAAAUCUAUGCAGUGGCCAAGACUACAGUAACUAAUGUUGACAAUCAGAGACCCACCACCUCUGCUCCUUUUAUAGUUCAUCCAAUAACAAUGGACAGUCAUUAUCAGACAGAAAUGACAAUAUCUAGAAACCAUGAAUUAUAUAAUAAAAAACAUGCAGCUACUACAUCAGACACCCUAGAAUCCAAAUCGGUAUCUACAGUGGUUUCAAAAUUUUCAGCUGUUGUAGAAAAAGAAAAUAAAACAACAGAUGCUACUGAAAUAAUUCCUACUCCUACUGUUACCACUGUGAUCCAUCACCAGAAGUUUAUAGACACUGCUCUUACAACAGUAAAUAUGUCUGAUGUGAGCAGCAAUAAAAAUACUGCUAAAAAUAUUAGUACUACAGCCAGUCCUGGAGAUUUCCCACAGACGUCUUACAUAGAGCUAGAUCUGGUAGUGGAAAAGGAUCUCAUAAAGCCCAAUAUCAAGCAGGAAUCCACUCAUUCCAGAGAAACAUCCAUCACCAGAAAACGUACACAAAAAUUGCCAGACCAACCUUCAACUCGACCUACAAGUGACAGCCCUACAAAAACCCAAAAUAAGGUCAGAAGACCACAAGAAGCCCCAUCCCUAAAAAUCCAUAAAAAAAUUAAUUCUUCUGAAAAAGGAGAGGAAAAGAAGAACAAAGUAACCCUUCAAAUUCCAACAAAUAAACCUAAUCUGAGGUACAAUUCCAAUGAAGGAUCUAUUCUGACUAGAAUCAUAGAACUAACAACAAGGCCUCUAGAUGUAUCCACCCCAGGCUUUAAACAAUACCCUAAAAAUAACACUUCUGUCACCAGCAGGCCAGAGGCAAUGUUAACAGCAAAAACGGUUCCACCACCAAGGAGAAACGAUGUCUCUUAUGUCGUGACAACCACUGCUCCUCCAAGACUUAAACCGACUGCACGUGUCCCAGAUGCUCAUUCCAACAGGGUACAAACUGGGCCAGCAGCUGGUUCAAGAAGCUCUGCGUCAAAUAACAUUCCUGAAAGACAAGGACAAGAUUUAAGAGUCCCCAGCAUAAACCAAAGGUACCCCUAUUCCUGGAAUAAUAGAUAUCCUUUUAUAGUGCACAGACCAGAUCCCUUAAAAACACCAGCUCGGACCAAACCACCCCUAACUACCCCUGCAACCCUUCCCAAAGAAUCAAGGCCCAGCUCACUUGUUACUUCUAAACCUACUGCUUCUAAGACAGAAAUGCCAAUGUAUGAGACAACACCAAGAAGAACAACUGUCAAUACUCCUACCAGCACAACAAUAAUAACUACAUCACUGCAGACAACUGCUGCCUGGCAUAAACAAAGGCCCCUAUCCACUCCUUUUGUCCAAAAAUCUGAAAGUACCACUCAGAAAGUAUCCACCAAGCCUCAACGGCCUCCUAAAGUACAAAUCCGCCAAAUGAAACCUAGAAUCACCACACAUAAUCUUCAGACAGUAUCAGUGCAUGCUGAAAAGGAUGCUGAAUUGCCCUGUGAUACUGUUGGGGAACCUAAACCAUUUCUUACUUGGACUAAAGUUUCCACUGGAGCUGUGAUGGCACUGAAUACAAAGAUACAGCGAUUCGAAGUUCUGAAGAAUGGGACUUUAGUCAUUAAAAACGCCCAGCUUCAGGACCGUGGACAGUACCUUUGCACAGCACAAAACCAGCACGGUGUGGAUAAAAUGGUGGUCACACUCAAUGUCCUGGCUCAGCAGCCCGGAAUUCUGCAGCCCCGCCACCAGGAUGUUACUGCUUAUCUUGGAAGCAGUGUGGACCUGGACUGCAAGGCACAUGGAUUGCCAACUCCUCAUAUAUCAUGGGUACUUCCGGACAGGACAGUGCUACGUGUUGCCAGCAAUACUGAGGAGCGAUUAAUGCUCCUAGGGAAUGGAACUCUGAGGAUUAAAUACAUCAACUUCCCAGACAGAGGAACUUACAAAUGCAUUGCAAGCAAUGCUGCCGGAGCCGAAACUCUGUCCGUCAGGCUUCAUAUUGCUGCCUUGCCGCCUAUGAUUCAACAGCACAGGCAUGAGAACAUUAGUGUCUCGGAGGGUCAGACCGUGUACAUUCACUGCACAGCUAAAGCCGCCCCUCAGCCUAGCAUUCGCUGGAUCAUCUUUGAUGGGACACAGGUUCGGCCCUCCCAGUUCGUAAAUGGCAACCUCUUUGUUUUUCCCAAUGGAACCCUUUACAUACGAAACCUACUGCCCAGAGACAGUGGGCAUUAUGAGUGUGUGGCAAGCAACACCGUUGGGGCAUCAAGGAGAACCAUAAGCUUAGUGGUGAAGAAGAGCUCCUCCACUGCCAAAAUCACCUUGUCUUCUCCUACCAGAACAGACGUCUCCUAUGGAGGUCAGCUGCGCCUGGACUGCUCUGCCUCUGGGGACCCGGGUCCAAGAAUAAUAUGGAGAGUCCCUUCUAAAAAGCUGGUGGAUGCGCAUUACAGUUUUGAUCCAAGAAUAAAAGUCCACAGCAAUGGUACCUUGGUUGUCCAGAAGGUCACGGAGAAGGAUGAGGGAGAUUACUUGUGUGUGGCAAGAAACAAGAUGGGAGAUGAUUACGUGGUGCUUAAAGUUAGCGUGAUGAUGAAACCAGCAAAGAUUGAACACAAGCAACAGGCAAAGCAACAACACAAGGUGAUGUAUGGCGGAAACUUGAAGGUGGACUGCAUAGCAUCAGGCCUUCCCAACCCUGAAAUUAAAUGGGGUCUACCUGAUGGUACAACAGUCAACAGUGUCAUGCAAUCCGAUGAUAGUGGAAUACGUACAAAAAGGUACGUUGUGUUCAACAAUGGAACUCUCUAUUUCAAUGAAGUUGGGAUGAAAGAGGAAGGGGAUUACACAUGUUAUGCAGAAAACCAAAUAGGAAAGGAUGAAAUGAAAGUGCAUGUGAAGGUGGUGGCAGAUUCUCCUGCCAUUAGGAAUAAAACUUUCUCCACUGUUCAAGUGCCAUAUGGAGAUGCAGUUUCAUUGAAGUGCGAUGCAAAAGGGGAGCCAACACCUGUCAUAACAUGGCUCUCUCCAACAAACCGCAUCAUUCCAUCUUCAUCGGAUAAGUACCAGGUGCACAAUGAUGGUACACUUUUCAUACAGAAGGUCCAAAGGUUUGACAAUGGUAACUAUACCUGCACUGCCAUAAACACUGUAGGGCAGGACAAGAAGGUUACAAGAGUAGAAGUCCUGGUCUCUCCACCUUCCAUCAAUGGGGUAAGUGGAGUGAUGAACACAAUCAAAGAACAAGCCAUCAAAGAGAAGCGCAAAUUCUUAGACUGCAAGGCUGAGGGGAUCCCGGUACCUCGUGUGAUGUGGGUUUUGCCAGAAAAUGUUGUCCUUCCUGCUCCCUACUAUGGAAGCAGCAUUACGGUUCAUCUCAAUGGUACCCUUGACAUAAGGUCCCUAAAAAAAGCAGAUUCAAUCCAGCUGGUCUGUAUUGCACGCAAUGAAGGUGGGGAGGCUAGGCUGACAGUACACCUUGAUGUAACUGACAGCCUGGAGAAACCGGAGCUGAAGAGCCCCAAAACUGAGACUCUGCCACUAACUAUUGGCAACACGAUAAGGAUAAACUGCUCUGUUGAGGGCAAACCAGCUCCAGAAACCACUUGGAUCCUUCCCAAUGGUUCCCGCCUUUCUAGUGGCAAACAGUUAUCAAAAUUCUAUCACAAACCAGAUGGAGCCCUUUAUAUUAGCAAUCCUUCCCUCUCUGAAGUGGGUACUUAUCGUUGCUCAGCGAGAAAUCCAGCAGGACAGGUUGAAAGAAUAGUUGUACUAGAAAUAGGGAAAAAGCCAGACAUCACUAACAAACACAGUUCCUUGGUGAGUAUCAUUAAUGGAGAAAAUCUGCAGCUUCACUGUAUGUCUGAGGGGAACCCACAACCCAGGUUGUUCUGGACACUUCCCAGCGGCAUGAUUCUAACCAGCCCUCAAAGAACAGGUCGCUACGCAGUAUGGCCAAACGGCACACUCACAGUUCAGCAAACCUCCGUGUAUGACCGAGGAACAUAUUCUUGUAGGUCAGUCAAUGAAUAUGGGACAGCAGCGUUGAAUGUUCCAGUAAUCGUUAUAGCAUAUCCCCCCAGAAUCACCAGUGGCCCUGCACCAGUGAUAUACGCUAGAACCGGAGUUGCAAUCCAAUUGAACUGUUUGGCCAUUGGCAUUCCCAAGGCCGAGGUAAUGUGGGAAAUGCCAGAUAAAACACGUCUUACUGCAACUGGUCAAGCGCGGCUGUUUGGAAACAAGUAUCUGCAUCCUCAGGGUUCCUUAAUCAUUCAGAACCCUUCCACCAGAGACACUGGGUUUUACAAGUGCACUGCAAAAAAUGUCAUCGGUACCGAUUCAAAAGCAACAUUUGUACAUGUGUUUUGAUUUUUGAGUACAUUGUUAACAUAUGCCCGAGAAACUGCCAUGAUAAGUGCAGAGAAUACUGAAACUUAAAAGCUUUAUCAGAAAUUUAAUAACUAUAUUCACAAGGUUCAAGAUCAGUGUAAACACAAAAUCAAUCAGAGGAAAAGCACAAAAGGAUUCAAAGCCUUGUACUGUAUUGUACCAUAAUCUGAAAAAAAAAAACCUAAAGUAAAUAUGCUGAGAAAAUGUAUUUUUUUAAAAUACUAGUAUAUUAGUUCAGUUGAGCCAAAAAGACUACUCCAAUAUUUUAUACACUGCAGUUACUAUUGUAGCUUCAAAUGAUGUUACUAACCUUAUUAUUACUUAAUUUAGCUUAUUUGUAAAUCUGACAAUGACAGGCAAAGUCAAAAGUCAUGGUAAAUGCAAAUGCAUUUUGUGUUUCAUGUUGGAGACUCCUCAGAUGGACUGGUGUCCUGUCCAGACUCCAGUCCCACUUUGCAUCAAAUGAAUGGAUGAGCUCUGGGAGUAAAUUGCUUUCUGAUAUGGGAUAAAUGUUACAAUCUGUAAAUCUCAGUUCAACUGUAUUGAAAAGAACAUUUGCGAUUGAAGAAUUGCAACCUUCUUAAGGGACUGAAUUAAGAUCUUCUAUUGCACAAUAUUCAACAAUCUAGGUUAUAUUCUAAAAUGAGUUUCAAUAAGGAAAAUGUAAGCCAUGAAAACAGAAGUAAACAUACCAUUACGAUCAGAGUAGUCAAUUUUUAGAAGGAUCUUCUCAUUUCUAUAUUGUGAAAUCUAAAUUUGUAACUAUAAAUCUACAGAAAAUUAACACUGCAAGUAAGUAAAAGUUUAGAGAUUUUAUUCAUUAGUAUAAGAGUUGCGGGUUGACUUCUUCAAUUUCACAUUUUUUCAGGCAAGCAUUAUGAAUAUGAAGGUUUGAAACAAAGAACAAAGCUUCAAAAAUUCUUUCCUAUUUAGAAUGAUUAACCUGUAGCAUAUUAAAAAAUCUUGUGUUUGUUUUCUCCUCUUAUUAAGUUAUUUGUCUUUAAAAGACUUUGGUGUAUAGCUAUGUUUAUGAGGUUAAAAACAAGGUAAGUCGAUCUUGUAAUAAAGAGACAGCUCUGGGGUUUCUGAGCUUCUACAAUACUGUAUAUUGAACAGCUAAUAUUUUUUAAAUAAA